This is a messenger RNA of Parathielavia appendiculata, 198 nucleotides long. RefSeq lists its product as uncharacterized. The record is from RefSeq and is a predicted model, not a curated record. NCBI's taxonomy places the organism in Eukaryota, Fungi, Ascomycota, Sordariomycetes, Sordariales, Chaetomiaceae. The annotation marks the transcript as partial. The transcript has a single exon.
CCCCGCGAAUCUGAUAACAUGCUGCCCGACAAGGUCCAACAGGAAAUACCGCCUGAUCAGGAAAUCCAAGAUCUAGAACGUCAGCGCACAGAGCUAAAGGGCAGUCAGUUCAGAAUCCACAGCGGUAAUGAUGAAAAGAGAUUCGAGAUUUUAGCCGACAAAAUCAGGAACAAAGAGAAUAGUGCAAGAAGAACGUAA